GUACAUUACGGUCUUGGAAAGCCGCAAGAGAUCCUUCAUCCAAAUGAGACAGAAAAACAAUUCUUGUUUUUGUGGUUGAGUAUCCCAUUAUACAGCUUUUCAUUGACAUUCACCAAAGCCUCAAUUCUUCUUCUGUACAUUCGGAUCUUUGCGCUGCCUCGAUUUAUUCUUAUGUCGCGUAUCGCGCUAGGCGUCAUAAGCACAUAUGGACUUUGGUGUGUUCUCAGCUCCAUCCUGAGCUGUAUCCCGGUAAAUGCAUUCUGGGACACCUCAAUUCAAGGUCGCUGCAUAAAAAGGGAAUUUUUAUGGUUUUUUAAUGCAGGUAUAAAUAUCGUUACCGACCUAGGCAUCCUGGUAAUGCCUAUUCCCGUUUUGUCUCACCUGCAACUUUCUUGGAAGCGAAAGUUUGGCCUCAUGUUAAUCUUCGCUGCAGGCAGUUUGAAGAUAGCGCCUGCAUUACAAGCAUAA
Molecule: messenger RNA, 468 nt
Organism: Penicillium canescens
Lineage: Eukaryota; Fungi; Ascomycota; Eurotiomycetes; Eurotiales; Aspergillaceae
Exons: 3
Source: RefSeq, a predicted model, not a curated record